UUUUUUUUUUUUUUUUAAAGAUGGCCUCACGCGCUCAGGAGGUGUCUCUGCUCGGGCUGUGUGACGGAGAGAUCGACUCCAAGAAGCACCGGUGCUCCUAUCUGACCAACAAAGUAGGGGGUCGGCCGGACUGGCCGCCCGGCAUCGCUGCCCGGUCACCGCGAUGCGGCCGCUGCAGAGUCCCGCUAGUCCACGUGGUUCAGGUGUACUGCCCCGUGGACACGUCUCCGCACCACAGGAACCUCCACGUCUUCGCGUGCCCGGGAGCUGAGUGCAGCGGUCGGUCAGAGUGCUGGGCGGUGCUCCGCUCACAGUGCCUGGAGGCAGAGGUGCGGACACCCGGGCCGCCUGCACCGGCUCAGGAGGCUCCUAUGCGGGUCACUGACUGGUGUGACACCGCUGACGACUGGGGGAUGGUGGGAGAGGAAGAUAAUGAUGGAUGGGGAGGAGGUGCGAAGCAGAACACACCUGUGAAGGAGGAGACAGGAGCUCCAGAGGCAGCAGGUGGUGAGACAGACGUCAGCAGCCGUCUUUGUGACCUCAGUCUGGGGGACUCGCAGGAGGAUGUGACCGCCUUCUGUCCAUUCUUCAUCAGCGUGGUGGAGGAGACGGAUGUGUGCGGGGAGGACGGCGACCUGGAGCACGCUCAGGAGCUGCUGAGGGAGUACGAGAGGCGAGAGGGCGUGGCGGUGGGGGAGUUAGAGGGAAGCGGAGGAGGCGGGGACGAGAAGUAUGAGAAGACCGGAGCCCGACACGGAGACGCCGUCUUCUCCAGGUUCAUGAAGACGAUCUCGGCGUGUCCGCAGCAGAUCCUGCGCUACUGCCGCGGCGGGAAGCCGCUCUUCAUCUCUGAGCUGCCGUCCAAUGUGGCGCAGCUGGUGCCAGCGUGUGGCAUCUGCGGAGGCUCCCGGACGUUCGAGCUGCAGCUGAUGCCCGCGCUGGUAUGCCUGCUGCAGGGGGAGCGCGGCGGUGCAGGGGUGGAGCUGGAAUUUGGGACGGUGCUAGUCUACACCUGCGCAGACAGCUGCUGGACGUCCGGGUCGGACUCGGCCGUGGAGGAAUUCUGCUUCGUUCAAACCGACCCAGAUCAGCAGCUCUUUGUGUGACGGACUAACCUGAAGCUCGCUGUCGCCAUCAUGGUGGGAUCGCGGUUUAUUUAUACACGUCAUGAUGUCAGAUCAAAAAUCUGAGGCGAGCUCGUGUUAAAGGACCAACCAGCAGCUUUUGUUACUUCAAGGCUUUAAAGGUAUGAAAAUAUAGAUGUGCCUUAGUCGUCGGGCCUGAGCAGAGCGUUGCAGCUGCUUAAGGCCACACGAGGGCGGGACACUGAACCACAGCUGCUCUUAUUGGUCCUUCAGACUUCACGGUGCUGAACACAGGAGCUCAACGUCACAGCUCCAAAGACGACGAGUGUUAGAAAAGAUUAAAAGUCUCUGCUGCAGCUCGUUUGUUCGUCAUCUUUUCUGUUUUAAAUCUUUUACUGCUGCAAACACAGCAGCUGCUGUCUUCAUGUGCGAGUCAUUCUUUAACUCUGAGCAGCUUCUGGUUGUUCCUGUAGAGAGGAAUAUUACCAACCGUGACCUCUGACCUCCCUGUGUAAGCGCACAUGUUGGUCGUCGGGCUCUGAAAUCCUCUGAAAGAAAAGACUCGGACACACAACAAGUUUGUUUUUCUUUUUACUUCAACCUUAAACAUGUUUCUAGAACGCCGUGUCACACCACAACAGUUCGGUCGAGGAGCGUCAACGUUAAACCGGGCGAAGGAAAUGUAAACGUGUAAAACAAAGCUAUAAAAAUGUAAAUCAGCUGAAGGGUUUCAGGUUUGAGGAUCAGAUCCAGAGUAUCAAAAAUAGAUUGUUUGUAAUUUACUGGCCAAUAAAUAACAGAAUUUUCUUA
Messenger RNA from Neolamprologus brichardi, 1895 nucleotides. RefSeq names its product programmed cell death 2-like (gene pdcd2l). The record is from RefSeq and is a predicted model, not a curated record. Lineage: Eukaryota; Metazoa; Chordata; Actinopteri; Cichliformes; Cichlidae. Gene Ontology annotation, biological process: apoptotic process. Gene Ontology annotation, cellular component: cytoplasm.